Molecule: messenger RNA, 444 nt
Organism: Camelina sativa (false flax)
Lineage: Eukaryota; Viridiplantae; Streptophyta; Magnoliopsida; Brassicales; Brassicaceae
Source: RefSeq, a predicted model, not a curated record
AUGGCGACGGCAGGUGGGGUUCUACAUGAUAGCUCCGGGGCUUGGAUAGGAGGCUUUGCUCUCCAGAUAGGGAUCUGUUCAGCUCCUCUGGCGGAGCUGUGGGGAGUCUAUUAUGGCCUUGUAAUGGCUUGGGAGAAGCAAGCGACUAGGCUGGAGUUGGAGAUUGAUUCGAAAGUGGUGGUUGGCUUUCUCAAGACAGGUGUUAGCGAGGCUCAUCUUCUAUCUUUCCUGAUAUGCUUGUGCCAUGGCUUCAUUUCUAGGGACUGGUGCGUCCGGAUUUCACAUGUGUAUAGGGAAACAAAUCGUCUUGCGGACGGUUUAGCGAACUAUGCCUUUUCGUUGGAGUUAGUUUUUCAUGCUUUAGAUGUUGUUUCGAGUUGUAUUGAGUUCUUGUUGUCGAGUGAUACUCAGGGCAUGGCUAGUUUACGCCGUGUUUGUCUUUAA